Molecule: messenger RNA, 1218 nt
Organism: Macrosiphum euphorbiae (potato aphid)
Lineage: Eukaryota; Metazoa; Arthropoda; Insecta; Hemiptera; Aphididae
Source: the annotation of a GenBank genome assembly
AUGGCUUCGCGUAUAACGUCCGGUGCUCGGUUGUGCGUUCGCGCCAGUAUCGACAGACUCGUGUGCAAUUUGUCCAGAAGCCGUCACCACAAUGCGGUGGAUACGGCUGCCGUCCGUCGGGGCUCGGACAGGAUUCUACAAUGUUACCAGAAACAGUCAAACCGAAUGAGAUCAGAUCACCAGAGGAAUCACUGUCGACGUUUUACUACUUUACAAGACACAGAUACAGAUUCACUGUCCUCUAUCGACCCAUACAGACUGUUAGAUGACGACCUCAGAGAUGUAUACACAGACAUCACACGGGAACUUGAACUGAACACUAAUCAAGAUGAGCUACGGACGAUAGCUACAUAUUACUUCGAUGGGCAAGGAAAAGCCCUUAGGCCUAUGGUGGCUAUCCUGAUGGCUCAUGCCAUAAAUUACCACAUGAACAAUAAUGGUUUGGACAAAAAACAAAGAGAAGUAGCUAUGAUUGCGGAAAUGAUUCAUUCUGCAUCCCUAAUUCACGAUGAUGUCAUUGAUCAAUCAGACUUUCGACGGGGAAAGCCGAGUGUAAACGCGCUUUGGAGUCACAAAAAAGUAGCCAUGGCUGGUGAUUAUAUAUUAGCAGUAACGUCUAUGAUGAUCGCCAGGCUUAACCACAAUGACGUCACAAUCACUCUUAGCCAAAUCAUCACUGACUUGGUUCAAGGAGAGUUCAUGCAGCUCGGCUCUAAGGAGACUGAGAACGAAAGAUUUGCUCACUAUUUAACGAAAACUUACAGAAAAACAGCCAGCCUCAUAGCCAAUUCAGUCAAAGCUGAAGCGAUGUUAGCUGGCGCCGACGACCAAUUGGUUGACGUAUCGUUCGAGUACGGCCGCAACAUAGGCCUGGCGUUCCAGCUGGUCGACGACCUGUUGGACUUCGUGUCCAGCAAAGAUGCCAUGGGCAAACCGACGGCAGCCGAUCUGAAACUGGGCUUGGCCACCGCUCCAGUAUUGUUCGCCUGCGAAAAGUACCCCGAGUUGAAUGCCAUGAUAAUGCGGCGGUUCCAAGAGCCAGGCGAUGCAGAACGUGCCUUCGAGCUGGUACACAAGUCACAGGGUCUCGAACAGACGCGGUUCCUUGCCAAAAAACACUGUCUCGAGGCAACUCGUCUGGCCGGCAAGAUUGCCGAGUCACCGUAUCAAAAGUCUCUGUUGGUCGUACCCGACCUAAUAGUAAAUCGCAUGAAAUAG